AGAGGUCAGCCGAGCCAUGCAUUUACGCGCGUCUUUGCGUUGUGUUGAGAGACAGACAGUGAGAGUGAUUGGAGGAGAAGAGAGAGUGAGUGUACGCUAUGUAGGAAUGCAGUGAACGGCACAGACAGUAGUGAAGCAAAGCAUUCAUUUUUGUGGCCAACAAUUGCGAGCAUUUUUGCAAACAUUUCAUUUGUGACUCAUUUUAAUUGUGUUGCAAAUUGAGUGACAAUUGAACUAUAAUUUGUUUGGCAAACAAUUAAUGGCUUUUCGAGAACUCAUUACUCGUUCACUCAUUGAUACGAUUCGUGACAAUUGGAAACAAUUCGUCUCCUGAUAGCCAACAUCACCGGACAUCUGAUCCACACAUCUCUAUAUCUCUGUAUAUGUUGUCAUAUAUUUGGCCAUAAGUUUAGUGCAGUUUUUAUACCCAAUAUUGUAUACAUUGUAUAUCUCCUGUCCAUUCAAUUGCCACUCAUUUGUCACAUCUUUUUCUUACGUGAACCACAAGUCGUCUCUUCUUUUUUUUAUUGUGAAUUCAACUCGUUUUUAAAUUAAGAAUUGGAUUUUUAACCCCGAUUUCAACUUUUUAUCCCAGUAUUUACAUUGUUUUUUGGAUCCGAAGAUUAUUAACUAAUAAUUGAUUGUCAAUAAUAAUGGUGUCGACGGUAUUGAACGGAAGCUCUGAGAGUCUCCGCGAGACGGAGGGCUCCAAUGUGUUUGUGUUUGAGGACAAGGAGUACCACAACAACGUGUUGGACAAUCUGAAUAUGUUGCGCAAGAAUAAGCAGUUCUGUGAUGUCAUUCUUCAGAUUGGUAGCCAUCAGGAUAUACAUGAGAUAUACGCGCAUAAAGUGGUGCUGUCGAGCGCCAGUCCAUACCUACUGGAACUGUUCUCCAGCGACUCGACGUGUCCAACGGGUGUCCAACAGUACAAACUGUUGACCGGAAACUACGACAUCGAGGCGUUUGACUGUAUUAUAGACUACGCCUACACCGCGCGGCUGGAAGUGCCCGUCGAUAAAAUCCGCGACAUCUACGGUAUCGCCAGUCGUCUGAAAAUGAGUUCCAUUGCCUACGAGUGCGGACAGUAUCUGCUGUCUUCGCUGACGGCUGACAACUGUCUGAAUAUUAGGUCGAUUCGCGGUGUACUGAACGAUCAGUUCCUGUUGGGCUCUGUGGACAACUAUAUCCGCCAAAAUAUGCCUGAAAUCGUUGAGAACAAGUGUUUGGACGCAUUGGCCAAAGUGCAGGUCGAAGUGUUGGUCAACAGCGAUGAGGAGAGAGCGGCCAUCAAUGAGCGCCACGUCUUCAAUAUGGUUCUCGAAUGGAUUCACACGUCGUUUGACAGAGAAAUGCUUAAUGUGACCAACAUUUGCGAGAAGAUGUAUAUGUUAUUCAUUAACAAAUCCGAUAAAUGCCUUCACGAUUGCAAUGAGAUUGAAAACGGAGGUAACGAUGACUCGGAUCUCAUUCAGGACUACAAACGCGAAUCACGGCGUCUCUCC
Messenger RNA from Medioppia subpectinata, 1505 nucleotides. NCBI's taxonomy places the organism in Eukaryota, Metazoa, Arthropoda, Arachnida, Sarcoptiformes, Oppiidae. The record is from the annotation of a GenBank genome assembly.